AUGAACCUCACCUGGUUCGCCAAGCAAGCCGUCACCACGGCCUUCCUGGGCUGCCUCGGCGACCUCCAGCUGUCCGCCGACACGCUCGGCUACAACUUCGCCAACGUCACCGGCUUCGCCGUCCUCAGCGGCCUCUGCGGCGCCAUGGAGCCCAUUUGCGGCCAGGCGCACGGCGCUAGCAACGUCUCCCUACUGCACAGGACGCUGCUCAGGGCCACGCUCAUGCUCCUCGCCGCCUCCGUACCCAUUGCGCUCCUCUAG
Molecule: messenger RNA, 261 nt
Organism: Miscanthus lutarioriparius
Lineage: Eukaryota; Viridiplantae; Streptophyta; Magnoliopsida; Poales; Poaceae
Source: the annotation of a GenBank genome assembly